Messenger RNA from Egretta garzetta (little egret), 6401 nucleotides. RefSeq names its product aminoadipate-semialdehyde dehydrogenase (gene AASDH). Gene Ontology annotation, biological process: amino acid activation for nonribosomal peptide biosynthetic process. NCBI's taxonomy places the organism in Eukaryota, Metazoa, Chordata, Aves, Pelecaniformes, Ardeidae. The record is from RefSeq and is a predicted model, not a curated record. The coding region runs from base 1726 to 4872 and encodes 1048 amino acids. The transcript has 14 exons. Gene Ontology annotation, molecular function: protein binding.
AGCUUUCCUUCAAAAGCACUGCGAUCAGCAAGGAAAAUGUGAAAUAGGCCUUUACUGCUAUCCAGGAAUAAACUUACCAUCUUGGAUCUUAGGGUAAUAGUUUGAAUGCUUGCAUUCUAUGUUUGUUUUUUAAGGGUCAUCUCUAUUAGAGCAAAUUUUCAGUUUGUUUAUACUUUUAAUAACAAAAAUGCAGUAAUACCGUAGUAAUACAGUCAGGAGGCGCUGGGGUCUUGCAUUCUUUAAGAAAAAAGAUGACAUUACAAUCGUUUGAAAAGCCAAUGCUAAAGCUUUUUUGUAUCUUCAGUUUGUGAUCUGUAGUGUCUGUAACUAUAUCCAUUCUUUAAGAAGCACAUGAUUAAGCAUAUUUAUAGAAAUGUAAAAAAUUAAUGACUAGUAUCUUUUGUUGCAUGUGUUUAAAAAUGGAGGUGAUCUAACAGAAUGACUGUGCAGCUUUUUUAAUGUAUUCUUGUCUCACUAGCAAAAAAAAAGAUGCAUUGGAGACAAAUUUUAUGCUUUAACCUAAUUGAGUGUACAGUUACAGUUCCAUUACGAAUGUUGUAGAAAAAAGUACUGAGCAAUGCAGCACUAAAGUGACAUUGAUUAUUUAAUGGCUAGGAAAUUUAAAUGUUUGUGAUCUCAACACUCAUGUUAAUUCAGCAAUUUAAAAAAUCCUACUUCUGCUGAUGAAUUCUAAUGUUUUUAUCCUUUAUAUAUGUAUCUUUUAUAUCCAUUGCAUUUAGGAUGUAAUAUAGAAUCCCAGCACGGCAAGCUUAUUUUCUUCAGGUGAUGUAUACAGCAGUGGCUGUGCUUCUUAGGGGGGAUGAUCUGCGUUGGUAUUUUCCUAUUGUCACACUGCACCUAAAAUGCAUAACAGUGCAAGAAGAUGAAUCACAGUAAACUGUGAAGAUGUCGGUGAAGUGUGUGAGUGAGUGCUGUAAUCAUAAACCAUGCAGAAGCGCUCAGGAACUUUCUCACUGAUCAGAAAAUACUUUUUCCCCAGCCCAGCAGUGGAGCAGGUUGCCCAGAGAUGCUGUGGAGUCAUCAUCCCUGGAGGUUUUCAAGACCUGACUAGAUAAAGUCUUGAACUACCUGGUCUGGUGUCACAGCUGGGCCCCGCUUGAGCAGGAGGUUGGCCUAGGCAGCCUGAGGUCUCUUCCAACCUGAUUUAUCUGAUGUCCCAAUGAGCUGAGCAGCAACACAGUUUUCUUCUGCUGUGUGACUGGGAGCUACCAGGGCAUUUUGAUUAUUACAGCUAUCGUUGCUGAGUAAUUAACUGCUACGUAUGAUGCAGGACAGGCUUAUUAGCUGCUUACUGGCAUCAGUGGCUCUUCAUGUACACAGAAUGCUGCAGUUUCCAAGUCUUCGUUCCAGAUCUCGUCAUUACUGCAGUGAUAAAUCACUUGCACAAGAAGGAAAUAUAACUAAUUGUACAUGGGAACCCAGGCUUAGAAGAAAUUUGAAGAUUUAUGGGAAGCGUUCAUAUUUUAGUUGCCACUUGCUCAUCUUGGCUGUUUGUGGCAUUAAUAAAUUCAAGUGCUUGUCUUUAUCAAAUGGAGCCACUAGAGGGGGGGAUUGGAGCGAACAACUGUUGAGGAAGCACUGCGAUGUAAAGCUCUGUGAGUGAGAGCAGAAUGAUACUUCGUGUUCUUCUGUUUAUUACGGCAAAAACUCCAAAUCCUUCAAGUUCCAGCUGCCUAUUCUCCUAUUGAUCCAGAUGCACCACCAAUGUUAUCGACUUACUUCAUGAAGAAAAGCAAUCUUCAAUAUAUUCUUGUUGAGAAUGACAAAAUAAAUAAAUUCCGGAUGUCCCAUGUUGGUUGGUUUGACUGCAGUUCUUCCACAAUAGAACAUAUUGGUUUAACUCUCUUCCAAAUGAGCUUGAGCAAUUCUGAUUUAAAUUCACAAGCAGACGAUGUGAAAAGUAAAUAUGAACCUCUCAAAGCUCUGGAUAACUCACAGCCGGGAUAUACCAUUUGCCCAGAUCAAACUGAAGUAAAAACAUCAGAAGGAGGAUACAUGGACGUUGGCCAGAAAUACUCCUUAGCGUAUGUCUUGCAUACAUCAGGAACUACUGGGAUCCCCAAAAUAGUCAGAGUGCCUCAUAAAUGUAUAGUGCCAAAUAUUCAACAUCUUAAAUCCAUAUUUGAAAUCACACAGGAUGAUAUGCUAUUCCUGGCUUCUCCUCUAACAUUUGACCCAUCUGUGGUUGAAUUGUUCAUUGCUCUGACAAGUGGAGCCUCUGUUCUUAUAGUACCAAACACUAUUAAAAUGAUGCCUGUGGAGCUGUCUGCUGCUCUGUUUCACCAUCACCAUGUGACAGUGUUGCAGGCAACACCAACACUUCUCAGAAGGUUUGGAGCUCACAUAAUUAAAUCAAGAGUGUUGUCUGCAAAUACCUCACUUCGUGUCUUAGCCCUUGGUGGUGAAGCAUUUCCUGUACUGAAUCUCUUGAAAAGUUGGAAGCACAAGGAGAACAAAACAAGUAUUUUUAAUCUAUAUGGUAUUACUGAAGUGUCAAGCUGGGCCACUUGCUACAAGAUACCUGAAGAGGUUUUUAGUGCUGAUUUUAGGACUGAUUUCCCUAUUCCUUUGGGAUCACCACUCCUUGGCACAAAAGUUGAGGUCAGAGAUACCAACGGUUCUGCAGUUCUAGAAGGCGAAGGACAAAUAUUUAUAGUUAGCCAUUUAAUAUAUAAGAAGAUGAUCUUUUCUUGUGUAGGUGGUGAAGAACGAAUCUGCUUUCUUGAUGCUGAAAUAACUGUACCCCUGGGUACAAUGAGAGAAACAGGGGAUUUUGUAAGAGUGCAGGAUGCAAAGUUGUUCUUCGUGGGUCGGAAAGACAAUCAGAUUAAACGUCACGGCAAACGUUUUAAUAUUGAAUGUUUGCAGCAGGCUGCUGAAGAUCUUUGUCAGGUAGAAGCUUGUGCAGUCAUCUGGUAUCGGCAAGAAAAACUUAUCCUGUUUGUUGUACCCAAAGAUGAUUUAGAAGAGAGAGAAACACUUAAAGAACUCCAGAAACGUCUACCAGCUCAUGCAGUCCCUGAUGAGCUUGUACUCAUUAAAGCAUUGCCUUUAACACCACAUGGCAAAGUUGAUAUAUCUGAACUGAACAAGAUUUACCAGAACCGUCUAAACUCCAGAAGGCGUGACAGUAAGCUGAGUGGCGCAGAGGAAUUGUGGGAAAGAUUGCAGUAUUUAUGGAAGUCUGUUCUGGGUCUCCUAGGUGAGUCCACUGGAAUUCCUAAAGAUGCAGUAUUUCUAUACAGUGGUGGAGACUCCUUAAAGGCUCUACGAUUUUAUGAUGAAAUUGAGAUGCUAGUAGGCAAAGCUGUGCCUGGACUCCUUGAAGUUAUUCUCAGCCGCUCAAUUGAAGACGUUUAUAGACAUAUUCUUAAAAUUCUGUUUCCAGUUGAAGACCAAUUAAUGAAUGAUGACAAUGUUGUGAAAAGAAAAUUAAGUGGGAACAGUGGAGAGGACUUCCAUGGAAAAUAUAUUAAGCUGGAAUCUGAAAGAGGUCUUGAGGUUGCCUCAGGGUUAAUUUCAUCUAUUGCGCUAAGCAGAGGAAAUAAAUUUUUUUCUGUGAAUUGCACCAAGUCUUUUAUGCAACCCAAUAAUACAGUACAGGUAGGAGUGGAACUGCUACAGCAACCAUCCUUUCUGCAUUUAGUGACUCCAAGUGUAAUGAACAGCCACGCGCAAGAGUAUGAAAUGGAGAACAGAAUUUUAACACUUACGAACAAGGCAAAUAAAACAGACUGUUGCUCUGUACAGCAGAUCCAUGCAGACUGUAGCCAUGUGACAAUGGCAGAGUUGGCAUUAUGCAUAAGAUGGAAGUCAAAUACAAGAAAAUGUGUUGAUGCAUCACCACUGGUCGUAAUACCAUCUACAGAAGGAGUAUCUGCAUCUGUAUAUGUUGGCUCUCACUCUCAUGCAAUGCAGGCGAUAGAUCUUGAUUUGGGAGAAAUAAAAUGGGAGCAGAACCUCGGAGAUCGUAUUGAAUCUUCUGCCUGUGUAUCUAAGUGUGGAAAUUUCAUUGUUGUUGGUUGUUAUGAUGGUUUAGUGUAUGUCCUUCAAAGCAGCAACGGAGAAAUACACUGGACUUUUGGCACAGAGGAUACUGUGAAAAGCUCUGCAGUUGUAGACCCUUCCAGUGGACUAGUCUACAUAGGAUCACAUGACCAACAUGUAUAUGCUUUGGAUAUUUAUAAAAAGGCAUGUGUAUGGAAGUUACAUUGCGAAGGUGGAGCUGUGUUUUCAUCUCCUUGUCUAAGUUCUUUUCCACAUCAUCUUUAUGUUGCUACACUAGGAGGACUACUAUUGGCUGUAAACCCAGUGACUGGGAGUAAGAUUUGGAAAAGCUUCCUGGGAAAACCACUCUUCUCCUCUCCUCACUGCAAUGAGAAGUACGUUUGUGUUGGGUGUGUGGAUGGAAACUUGUAUUGUUACACUCAUUCUGGAGAAAAGGUUUGGCAUUUUUCCACUAAUGGACCAGUGUUUUCAUCUCCAUGCAUCUCAAGUUUAACUAAGCAAGAAAUAUUUUUUGGCUCCCAUGACUGCUUUAUCUACUGUUGUAACAUGGAGGGUAAUUUACUGUGGAAAUUUGAAGCCACUUCAAGUGUAUACGGAACACCAUUUGUUUUCCAAAGUGAUGACUUAAAGAACAAAAUUCUUUUGGCAGCAGUAUCUAUAGAUGGCAAAGUGUGGAUCCUGAAUGCCAAGAGUGGAACAGCAGAAGGAGUAGAUAAGCUUCCAGGAGAGGUUUUCUCUUCCCCCGUAGUAUGGGGAACAAAGCUUGUUGUUGGCUGUAGAAAUGAUUAUGUUUAUUGCCUGGAUUUGUAUAUAAGAGGAAAAAAAGAACAGCUAAGAUGUUAAGCUGCUUUUUUUCUGUUGCUUACAUUUGUAAAUCAAGAACUCACAGGUGCUCUCUACCUCUCUGCCUAUUUUACUGUAGGUAAGAGGUGCUCUCUGCAAACUUCUUGGGUAGCAUUUUGCACCAGGCAUUGUCCAGAGUAGGUAAAGUGCUGUUUGUUGACUUGCUGUACUGAUUGAAGGGGGGUGGCUGCUCAGCACCCAGCCAGAAUUUUCACUGCCCCUCCCUCAUUUCCCAGCUGUGAUUCAUCAACAAACAUGUUUUGUACAGUUUGGAUUUAAGUGUUGUGCUUUGACCUCAGUAGUAAGAAAAUGAAAGUCAGUAGUUUGGCUUCAAACACUUGCAGGAUUGGGAGAAAACUGUGGUAAGGUGCCAUACUCUGCAGGAAUAACAUGCUUGUCUCCCUGAGGGAGGAAUGUAUUCCUCUCUCUGAGUCCAGCCUAGCCUGUGCCCCGAGGUUCCUUCCUAGCCUGUGCUUGCUCUUCCAUGCGUCAGGCUGGUGUUUGUCUAGUCUGAUGACGUUUCUAUGCCAUGGCAAGGUAACCCAAGUCCUUUUUUGAGUCUAACUGUUCACCUGAUUUCCAAAGACAUAGCCUGCAUUGCAUAUACUGGGCUGUGACCUGUUUACUACAGUUUGUAUAAACUGAGUAGUUCAUCUUUUGUGAGCCUAGGCCCUCCUUGGCUUCAGUUCAGCCAAGCAUGUAUUUAAACUCCACUGAAGUCAGUAGGAGUUACUUCUUGUAUUCUGAAGUGGAAAUAUACUUACACUUGUAUAUUUAUUAAAUCUCAAUGACAGGUACAGUAUGAGUUCCAAGAUGAAGUGUGCACUGCUCAAAUCAACCAUUGUCAAAUCGUUUUUUAAGAUAUUUGAAUGAAUGCUCUCUACAGUGUCUUUACAGAGAACUAUUAAUAAAGGGUUGUAUAAAUUGGUUUUGGUUGUUUUUAAUGCCUUAAAAAGAAUUACCAGUGGUCUUAGUAAUGUGAAUCAAGCAUUUGAAGUGACAAAAGUACACUUAACACAGAGCAUCUUCCUCAUAAUGAGUCUUCUGAAAGAACUAUAGUAGAAACUAUUAUCUCACUUUCUCUGAUGAGCCAUCCACUUUGGAUUCUAACAUCUUGAAUGAAAAAGUAAAGUAGAAGUUGCACUGGCUAUGUUGCUUCAUCACGUCUGGUUCCUCCAUUUUAUCGUUAGCAGAAAUGCAUAGGCAAGAUGCUUGUAGCACUGUAAAAAGGUCUAUUUAUAAAGGAAACGUGAACUACCCGUUUAGCAAAAGGAGACACAGAAUACUUAACACCAUUGAUUAGAUAAUUUUGACUGGGUUAUAGUUUAAUAAGAAUUAAAAUGACAUUAGUAUAAUAAACAAUUGCACUUUAAAACAUUUGAAAAAUUAAAAAAAGUACACAACAAAUACCCCACAAUUAUACAUCUUACAGUUUUUAUACAUUACUAUAUGAACAUAGAGGUUAAUUGUGUAUAACCUUGUCAGGAGAAAUGGUAUUUUGUGUGUAUAAGUUACAAAAAAUUGCGACA